Messenger RNA from Elephantulus edwardii (Cape elephant shrew), 4857 nucleotides. Its product is annotated as KIAA1210 ortholog. The transcript is spliced from 11 exons. The coding region runs from base 1 to 4857 and encodes 1618 amino acids. The record is from RefSeq and is a predicted model, not a curated record. Lineage: Eukaryota; Metazoa; Chordata; Mammalia; Macroscelidea; Macroscelididae.
AUGGCGGAAUCACUUAGUGAAGUUUCUGAGGCUCUGGAUGCCACUGAGGAGGGAAGGAGGAAAUCCAAAUUUAGAGCCCUCGUAAACUUUUUUGAGCGGAAGGGGGGAGUGCACAGCGAAAAACCUGGAGGAUCCAAAGAAGACGCUGGUGCCGAGGCUGAUGACGAGGCCAAUGAUGAAAUCGACGAAAGUCGGAGUCGGAGAACACCAACCUCGUCCAGCAGCUUGCCCAUCACUUCUCUGAAGUCAAGUUCAUCAAGUAAACCACCUGGAAGCAGGCCCAAGGAUACUAAACGGACUAAAACCACAUCCCGUGAAAGUAUCUUCCAUUUGGAGCCUGAAUCUGAAAAAUCAUCAAGUAAAACGAGCUCCUCUCCAGAUAGCCAGAGAAGUGGAUCUCAGCAGAGUUCACGGAGUCUCAUUCGCCAAUCCAGGAUCAGUCCGUAUUUAACAUGUGACGUAUAUGAAGAAGUCGUUCUGCCUGAAGAGUCAAAUGCAAGCAGACAGAAGACUUUGUCCCCCAAGGUCUUGACAGCUAAGAAGAGCUCUUCUGAGGCAUCCUCUGAACCUUGUUGCUCACAAUCUUUGACUACGCUCAGCUCUCCAAGCAGAACUGUGGUGUGUCCUGAUUUCAGCACUCCAGCUACCUCCCAGGGCUGUUUAGACUCUUCAGCUGCGAAACACAAGAUGUCUUUAAACCCCCGGAAACAAAAGAUCACAAGGACUUCUCAAGUGAUCGUGCAACCAAAGAGUGAGGAGACAAGCUUUCCACAGACUCAUGAUGCAGAAAAGAAGAUGACCCAACCAAAAGAAGCUGGCAUUGAAAAAAAGAUGACCCAACCAAAAGAAGGUUUGCCAUGCGAGGAAUGGAGCAACAGAACUGAAAUUUGUGACAAGACCUUACAGAGAAGACAUGGCAAGAGGGGAUCAAUUGUUUUAGGAAUGAAUGAUGAUGGGAUCCAAGGAAGAUGCUUUAAAAGCCUUAGACAAAGUUAUGAGCUUGAAGAUCGACCUGAAUCCCCAUUGGUUGAGAAGAUGUCUAAAGACCGUCCAUUUGGGCACCUGCUCUCUGAGAAGCAAGUUAAGGAAAAACUCCCAGCCCCCAAAGCAGAAACUACUACCCCUCAGAAGUUGCCUUCAGAUAAAAAAGAAACCGAAGUACUCUAUAGCAUCAUAGACCACAAAGGCAAAAAGGCCCUGCCACCACCACGCACACAGGAAGAUGUGAGUGUAUCUGUGGUUGCAGGCCCACCAUCGUACAAUGAAGGUAGAGCUUUUGGAUCUAAGAAGACAGACAUCAAGCGUCCUCCACUAUCAGUAGUACAAAGUCCAUGUGCACCUCAGGAAAUCGUCACCCCCUCGGUGACAGUGGAGAAUAAGGAGCUUCCUCCCUAUCAGAAGCUGUCAGGACAGGAAAUAGCAUCCACCACGUACUCUAAAAGUGCCCAUCUUAAGAUGGAGUCGGCCCAAGAUAUGCCAAACAUCAAAGAAAAGGCAAUCCAGACUAGACCCUGUGUCCUGAAAGCAAGCAUUGUAGAUCCAGUGAGUCUGACGGUCAAGAGAAGAAUUUCUAUUGAGAGGAUGCAGUCCAGCAGCCUUCCUUGUGCUUUGGAGGAGACUGAACCCUGUCAAGUCUCUAAGUCAGAGAAGGAGAGCAAUUCAGAGGAGCACAUGGCCAGUAAACAGUCUUUCCAGUCCUCAGAGAAACCUAGGUAUGAGCAAAAAGUCCUCUCAAAAUCAGAAAGCAUGGCUGUGAAAUCCCACAGUGUGAGGCCACAGAUGGCUCACAGGUACUCUGCACAGGCCUUGGGCAAGCCUGAAGAUGAAAAAGAAGUCUUUGCACAACCAAAAAGUGGUAUUGAGGGAGCAGGUGCUCACCAGAAACAGCAAAUUCCCAGAUGGCUUAGUCUGACACUGAGAGAGCCUGAAAAGAAAAGUAUCAUUUCAAACUCAUAUGGUUAUGUUGAGAAAUACUAUUGUUGUAAGAAUUGGAACAGUUCUGAGGAGGACUUGCCUCUUGGAAAGCCUUUGCAGGCCUUGGAAAAGCCUGAAGAGAAAAUUCUGGAAAAGAACAAGAAUGAUACUGUCGAGCAGCAGCCAUCCAGACCUCCUCUUCAGCCUUUGAUGAAACAGCUUAAUCAGCAAAUCUCCUCACGCCUAAUUAGUUCAUCUACAGAACAAGGUGGUGGUUCCAUGGAGCCCAAGUUUGCUGAAAGGUCCCCUUGCCAGUCAGGGAUGAAUCCUGAAUUCAAGCAUCAAGAUCCCGAGGGCACUGCUGAGCAGGGCAUUUCUACCACCUUACUGCCUUCCAGUGACCUCUCUGGGGACUUUAAGAUGCAUAAACGUAAGCAGUGGGUCUUCCCAGAGAGGAUUAAUGUUGAAGACAUGGUACCUUUGAAGUGCAAGAUUGUCAGACGUCACCCUAAGCCCCCAAGGAGUCUAUUUGAUCAAGAAGUCUUUGUGAGACCCAAAGUCCUUACUGCUGAAGAGAACAUUCCAGAGAAAUCAGAGAAUAUCCAGAGUGCUGAUGUGACUGAUGAGAGAAUUUCAACAAAUCUGAAGCCUCCAAGACGUGUUUUUCAGCUAUUCUUGGCUGCUAAAGCUGAGCCACAAGCCUCUUCAGUAGUUGGAAACAGCACUUCUGAGGAGCAGCAGCCAUCAACUUGUUUUUCCCAGCCCUCGAUGAAUUUGAAAGAGGAGCCCAAAGAAGUCCCAGUUCCAGAGGAUGUUGCUGUGCAAAGGGACACAUCUGUAGUGACACUGCCCAAAUAUUCUUCUAGUACCUUUGCCAAAUGCCAGCAGGUCUUAUUCAAGAGUACCGCUAUGGGAGAUGAUACUUUAAGAGCGCAGCUGCCUCCAGAAGGCUCCUGCCAGCCCAUGAUGAGAUCUCAAGCCCAGCCACAGAUCAAUAGGCGAGAUUCAAUUAGCAUUUCUGCAGAAAAGAGAAGUUUCAUGGAGUCACCUGUGCCUAAACAGUCUUCCCAGUCUUUGGUGAAGCCUAACGUUGAGAAACAAGCCUCUCUAGGUCCAAAGAGUGCUCCUUUGAAGGGGGACAUCUCAGUGAAGAUUACUGAAUGUUAUCCCAAGAGCCUGGUGACACCAACAGUCAAGCAGGGCACCUUUGGUUCAAUGAGCAAUUUGGUUCCUCUCCGAGGUUCUUUGCAGCCACGAGCGAGCCCUAAAUUUGAGCAACAGGUCUCUGCAGGUCCAGCACCUGCUGCUGUUGUUGAGGAGACCUCUAUGAAGCAGCUGCCACCCAGAGAAUCUUUGUCUGUUGUAAAGCAGAAAGCCCAGCAAAGUUCCUCAAGUUUUGAAGGUAUCGCUCUUGAGGGGGGCAUUUAUAAAAGGCCAAUGCCUUCUAGGUAUCCUGCCCCAUUCUUAAUAAAGUCUAAAGCCCAGGAAAAGCCCUCCCAUCUGGGGAUUGAUACUGUGGAAGAAGACAUACCAAAGAAAUCAAUGCUUCCUAAAUAUCCUUCUCAGUCAUUUGUGAAGUUCAUGGUGCAGCAAGUCUUUUCUGUUUCAGACAACCCACCUGUCAAUAAGGGCCUUUAUGCAAGUCCCGUGCCUCUAACUGAUCCUUCCAAAUCUUUGGUGAAGCCUAAAUUCGAGCAGCAAGCUCAAGCCCAACCUGGGAAGCCAAUGCCAAUGAAGAGCUCAUUACAGGCCUUAGGGAAGCCGGAGGACCAAAAAGAAGUUGUUCCACAGAACACUCCAGAAAGGGAGAGCAGCUCUAAAGAGAAAAUCCUUCCCAGACAGCUAUUUAUGGCCUUGGAGAAGCUUGAGCAGGAAAUCACAGUUUCUGAGAACUCUCACAAAAAGCUGAAGAGCUCUGGAGAGAAAUUGCCUCCCACAGGCCAGGCUUUGGAAGAUGCUAAAGAGAAGAAACUGGUUCCUUCACGUUCUAUGAGUGCUCCUGCUGAGAAAAUAAUCCUCAAGAGUGAUCCCGGAAGCUCGCUCUCACCAAGAGGCCCACCGUAUCCAGGCAAAACCCAGAGACAGAGCCAAAGCUCUCAAGACCAGAAUAAGUGCAUCCCACCCUUGGCUCCCAAGCUUGCAAAGUUCACCGGUGCCCCUGCCCCACAAACACCCAUUUCCGGGGCCCCUCCUAUGAAGAAAGAAAGUGUCUGGAAAAGUGAUCAGAUUGAUAGUCAGUUGUUAAGCUCACCUACCGUUGCGGCUGAUAUUGAAAACGUUUUUGGAGUGAAGCUGAGAAGAACCUUUACCUUGCACACAUUCAAAAAUGACAAACAAGAAGACAUCCCUGAGCUUCUAGGCAGCCCCUCGAGCCCCACUCCGUCAUAUAUAGAGGAAGGAGAAGCAGCCAAGAAAGCGGACGUCUCAGAAAGCCUCACCACAAUGUCCAAUGUGCCAAAGAUGGUGCUGGCAUAUGAAGACAUAAUAAAAAAGGAAUCGGCUUGCAAGAUCCCAGCUACAGCUCCUGGCCAACAGUCAGACUCCACCACUUCAGAACCAGUUUGGGUAUCCAUGGCAAAGCGGAGGCAGUGUAUCCCAUUCCAUGAAUUCAACAACUCUACUACUGCCAACAAAUUGAGCACCACAAGGGGAGUUAGAGCCAAGGAUGAGGCUGAAGAGUCUCUAUGGAAGGGAUGUAGCCCUGAAAAUGAAAAUCAACCAAGAACUACUAUGUCCACUGUCUCUAAACAGAUGAUGGCUGUCGAAAGAGUUCCAGCUGAAGAGAAGAUGGCUCCAGUGGCUGCCAUUGGUAAAGAACCCAGAAAAUCCGCAGCUUUUCCAGAAGCUCACAAAGAACCUGUUGAAUCUGAUGAGCCAAUUUGGUUUGCCAUGGCCAAGGAAAAAUCCAAAGCAUGGAGCUACUUAGCAGAUGUGAUGCAAUAA